Bursaphelenchus xylophilus (pine wood nematode) is the source of this 5953-nucleotide messenger RNA. NCBI's taxonomy places the organism in Eukaryota, Metazoa, Nematoda, Chromadorea, Rhabditida, Aphelenchoididae. The record is from the annotation of a GenBank genome assembly.
AUGCAAAUCUCUCUGUUUCAAAUUGAGCCAACUUGUCAACUCUUUGGAAAAAUCGAUAAAGAUUUGCAUACAAUUUGUUCGUUUGAUACUGUUCCGAUCGUCAUAAACCAGAAAAAGUUCGAAGUCCGGAGUUGGACGAUUGGGGAAAAAGACGAUUGGGGAAAGGGACGAUUGGGGAAAAAGACGAUUGGGGAAAAGUACGAUUGGGGAAACCGAAAAGUAUUAUUUUCUUCGAUGCAAAUGUCGAAAUUAGGAUAAUCGAGGGUGCUGAUUUCGAAAAUGACAUUAAUUUUUUUGAUUGUAACUUUUUUCUUAAGUAGUACUGUAAAGUAGUAAUUUUUUGAAUUUUUAUCAUAAAUACUCGAUUUAGGGGUUUUCGAGGGUGCUGAUUUCGGAAAUCGUGUUAGCUUUCUUCUUUAUAGUACUAUCUGGUACUAUAUAGUACGAGGUACGAGGUGAAAAUAUGGCUUUUGGCGUUAACGGUGUUGUUUUGAUGCUUGGUACUCCUCAAAAACACGUUUUAAAUAACUGGUACUGUUUAGUACUGUCUGGUACUAUGUAGUACAAGGUGAAAACAGGAGUACUAAGUAACAGAACAACACCACUAACCCCUAAAGGCCAAAUUUUUCACCUUGUACUACAUAGUACCAGACAGUACUAAACAGUACCAGUUAUUUAAAACGUGUUUUUGAGGAGUACCAAGCAUCAAAACAACACCAUUGACGCCAAAAGCCAUAUUUUCACCUCGUACUAUAUAGUACCAGAUAGUACUAUAAAGAAGAAAGCUAACACGAUUUUCGAAAUUAGCACCCUCGAUAACCCCUAAAUCGAGUAUUUAUGACAAAAAUUCAAAAAAUUACUACUUUACAGUACUACUUAAGAAAAAAAGUUACAAUCAAAAAAAAAUUAAUGUCAUUUUCGAAAUCAGCACCCUCGAUUAUCCUAAUUUCGACAUUUGCAUCGAAGAAAAUAAUACUUUUCGGUUUCCCCAAUCGUACUUUUCCCCAAUCGUCUUUUUCCCCAAUCGUCCCUUUCCCCAAUCGUCUUUUUCCCCAAUCGUCCCAGUUCCUUCGAAGUCAUACAAUAAUUUGUGAUUUUACACAGUCGAUUAAUGUAGUUUCAGGAAGCAUAAGAGGCUUAAAAAUUCUUUCUGAUAGUAGCAAAUUAUCAAUAUUUUUUAUGAAAUUCUUGUCUAGUUAUUUUAUCUCGAUACAUGGGAGUGUUGCGUCUGGUUCUUGGGUCAUCACCCCUCAGUGUUAUGGUAAUUAAACGUAUAUGGUCAUUAACUCUGAAAUGGGGUAGAGUCUACGUAUUUUUGUAAUGUGCUGCUUGGUAAUAUUCAGAGUAAUUUUUUCCAAAGUAUCUGCGAGGCUCCUGGCGAUUCGCAGAACGCCGAUAUAAAAAAUUUCAUACCUUCCAAGUCAAAAAAAUGUUAGUUGCCAUAUUUUACUUUGAUUUUCACGUUCUUCUUCUGCAAUAGUAUGUAUGAGUAACGUGUGGUGAAAAGUUCAUGAAAAGAUUAACGCAAACUGUUGUUUCAAUAUUCAAAUCCAAACAGUAAGCGCUAACUUUUUAUAGGCAGGGAUUUGCAAUCAUUAUAAGGGUUGCCAGAGUAUGUUGUGUCAAAAAUACUUGUGUAUCUUGUUGCAGUAACAGUUGGCCAAUUUUUUAAUAUGAGUAAGACAUUGGAUGUCUUGAGGAAUAUCUGGCCUGGUUUUUGAGCCCUGAUCCGCGGUUGACCCGCGCUCCCCUUCCGUGAUCCGGGCGCUAAUUUUGGCCGGUUAUUUUUGGCCCUCAUUUUGGCCCUACAAACUACAGGAGUCAAAAAAGGACACCGAGGCCUCACACCUGGUGAGUCACCUGCGAGGAGGCCUGAGGGCAGAACUUUCAGGAAGGUUCUGGAAGCUCCAUAAUUUUCCAUAAUUAGCGGCCACUCCAAACUACGAUGGGCGCAGCACAGAGCACAUGGGAAUGGCCUCAAGAUCACCAGUUGCCCCGCCCAGGAUCAAGCACUAUAUAAGCCGGCAUCAGCGCCUCUGCCAGGACGUCCACCCAGAGGAUAACCUCUAGGGUAUUGUUUUGUAGUACUACUGUGUUUUGUUUUAUUGUGUUUUUGUUAGCCGAGCUCGAGAUAAAAUAUUGGCCAUAUAUUGUGGGUUUUCCUUGUCCCUCCACUGCACUACGCCGUGUAGGCUCUGAUACUUCAGAGCAAGAUCCGCCGCGGUCUACUGAGACCGGAAACCCACCCCGCGUUUUAACUGGUAGCAGCGAGUGGUUGUCUAUUAUACCUCCAAGAGGUUUUUAGACAGUUAAUCCGUACUCUUCGGAGUACUCGAGGUAUCAUCGCUUUCGACAGCGGUGAUAAGAGUAUCAUCUAUAAUUGUAUUGUGUUUUUAGAUUCGUCAUGGAAUCCGCCCCGACAGAGCAGCCGAUGGGGCCAGGCCAGCCUGAGCAGCCCGCCGCCGGGUCCGACCCCGUCCUCAAGCUGUUCGACCGUACCUGCGAUUCCAUACUCAUGGGACGUCCGAAUUCCGACGACGUCAGGAAGCUUCUGGUCAUCAUGGUCGAGGAUUGCCGAAAGCUCGCCACUUAUCUAGCCCGGGAGCAGCGGGCUCGCGCUCUUUCGGAAACCCGAACUGCGACGAUGACAGGAAAAGCUGAAAAAGGAUUGGAUAAUGUUUGCAAAUCCCUCAACGACAUUGACACCAUGAAUCUGGGACUGGGGAUGUGGUCCUCAGUCGUAAACAAGGACCUCCGAGAUCUGAAAGAUCAAGUUGGUGGCAUCAAAUCGCUUGGGAACGCGGUUGAAGCCAAUAAGAAGGUUCUCAGAUCAGUUCGAGACAAACUUGAUCAAGUUGCCAGCCAGAAGGGCAACGAUGUGGCCAGGUUCGAAAAGUUGGAAGAAAACCUCGCUGGCAUCAGAGGACUCUACGCUGAGCAAGGUAGGGUUCUUCGCGAACUUCGGGCUACAGUUGAAACUUUAGCUGGGGGCGCCGCACCAGCUCAAUCAGAAGCUGUUGGUCAUCAAGAGCAACUGGAUGAUGCGACUCGUCCAAGUUAUUCCUGGAAUGAUGUGCCAGUCGUGUUGGCUGGUGAAUCAGGCGACCAACAAACCCAUAAUCCAGCGAAUGCUCCAGAGGAAGAGCCACCGAUCAUAGCAAGUCUGGAGUGCAACUCCCUGCUCCAGCCGUUCAACCCAAAUGGAUCGAUGACUUUUCAAGAAUGGCUGGAGAAAUUCGAGGAUUUCCGAGAUCAGCAAGCGACGCCCUGGACCAAUGAUGUAGCCGUCAAGAAGCUCCGAAUGUUUUUGAAUGGCGAGCCUCGGGAGAGGCUGAUCAAAAUUGCUCCAGCGACCGCACCAGCUGAAGGUGGGAAUCAGUUUAAAAAUUUUGAAGAAAUUAAGAGGGAAUUGUUAGAAUCCUUCAAUAAGGAUGGAGGACAAGCAAUUGCGAGAGCCGAAUUGACUGUCUUGAGACAGCAACAUGACGAGUCAGUUAAUGCCUUUCUUCAGCGGCUCAAACGACUGGUUGCCCGACUUGACCCCGAUAUACCAGCUCCGAUUCGGGAGAAGAGAGUGUUCGAGGAAUUUAUGUCACGUGUCCGUGAUGACAUUGCUAACCCGCUUCGACUGGCCGUGCCUGAAAACCUCGAGCAAGCCCGAGCUAAGGCCUUGGCCAUCGAAUCCGUCAAUGCAUCCAGCCGACUGCUUUCGAGGGACUCUAUGGCGAAUGGCUUCGCCACUAUGGUGCAAGCUCUUGCUGGUGUCAAUGCCAAUGGUAAUAACAACAGCCCGAAAAAGGGCGCAUGUUUCUAUUGUGGGAUAGAAGGGCACUUUUCUAGAGAAUGCCGACAGAGGGCCCGAGAAAUUCAACAGGGUCAGGCCGCUUUUUACCGCCCCAGCGGCGGUCAGCAUCGAGAAGGUGGCUUUCAGAGGCCGCCGAACCGUGGACGAGCAUCGUCUUGGUGGAAUGAUGAAGAAGACCGAAGUCCCAGGGAGUCGGUGAACCUGUUGACGGUUCAAGAAGCUCCCGAGAAGGAAGGUCAGGUGGUGGAAAAGACCGAGAGGGAGAAGUCCCUUGAGUUGAUGAGACAAAAGCAUGCCAACCUUCUGAAGCUUCAUUCCUCCUCAUCGAUUCAAUCUCUACACCCGGUGAAUGCCCUUGCAUCGGUGAUGUUUUUGGUCACCUGUCUAACUGUGGUCUCUCCUUCAGUAGGAGCGAUCCAACCGAUGAUAUGUCAGCAUCAAUUUGGCAGAAGACUCGUUGGAUUGCCCGAGCCUCCAGAAUGCCCACAAGUCAAUGUCAAGCCAAAAGUUCGUCCGGCAACGCUUCUACUGGAUAUUUUUCGAGAGAAUGAGCAAGUAAGUGAAACGCCAGCUGAAGUAUGUCAAGUGGUUCGGAGCCAAAUUCGCUACUUCACGACGCUUUCAGGGGUUUAUGUGGAGCAGCCAGCCAAGCCCAUUAAGGAGCUGGUCACGCCUGCGCAAUGUCGAGACAUCCUGAGAUCCGGGAGGUGUAUUCAUGGACCUCUGACUCCACAGAAGGACGGCUGGGCCACGUCCAACGUCUUCAAGAAGGACAGACCCUGGCCUUUCUUCGGAAGUUUUGGUUGGAAGUCCCAAACACUCAAGAAUUGUAUCACUUUUGGGGCUCAUGUUCAGUACAACUCGAACUCGCACGUAUUGACGGCAACGGCCGGUGAUCUUCAAGCAUGCAACUACACUUCUGGAGAAUGCAACCUCCAAGAUGGAUCAGCCAUUCUCUGGAAGCCGAAUCCUGCCCUGGAUUGCCCUUUCAUCAAGGUUGGUACGUUCUUGGGUCGUUUGCUAGGAAAUGUUUGGCUCUCUGACAGCCGACAAUUUGCAUUAACCAUCAGCAAUGACUCUGUGCCGUUUAAGUCAUGCAACAGGACGCUGGUCAAGACUCCCCAAGGUUUCGCUAUUCCGCUGAGCGCAGCCCGCGCAAAAAGGGGGACUAAGGUGGUCGCUAGCAACACAUUGUCUGCCGAGCUACAAGGGCUGGAAGAAAGCAUGAUCCAGAUCAUUCAGCAUAAUUUCGAGAAUGUUAUACACCACAUUUGCUUCGCCCACCAGAGCGCAGCCGCGCAAUGGAAACUUUUGGCCGAGACGAACCCUACAGCUGUAUUUCGUAAGUUAUUACGAGAUGAUUAUAUUCAUGCCACAAUGCUCACUGAAAGCAUAGCUGAGAUCUACCCUUGUAGACCGAUCGGAAACGAGUCCAUUCGACCAAGACCUGGUCCAAAAACCGGAUGCACCCGCUACAUUCCCAUAGACCUCACUGACCCCACCGACUCCUCGAAGUCGAAAGGGGCAUUUUUGGACCCGAUGACUGCCAUUAUCACUGAUCACAGCCCCACCGUGCCAUGCGAUGCCGCUCCGCCUUUUCUGUUAAACAAAGGAGAUGGAUUCCUCCAGAUAGAGCAACAUGAUUCCGCGGUGAGCAACUUCGACCUGAACCAAGUUAGUUGGUUGAAACUUUUGGCGGUCCCGCCGCAGAUAAACCAUAAAGUACCUUUGGUCGUUUUCAGCUCAUCGAUGGCCGCCAAUCUGUCAACUGGAAUCAGCUUCCAUCACUGGCAAGCUGCAGCAAGGCCGGAACUUCAUACUGGAGAAGGCGGCUCAAAACCAGACGACGAGGGUUUCUUUGUUGAAACUCGAAGCCCAACCUUGUUGAAUUUGUUGCUGCCGGAUUGGACUGUCUCCCAAAUAUGGCUUUAUGCCUGUGCUGUUCUGGUCACCUGUGACGCCAUUGGAAGUCUACUUGGCACCUAUUUUCUUGCGAAAUGGAACGCCGCGCGCCACUACGCCCGCCUGAGGCGAGAGCGCCGCAGGGAACGACGUGAUCAGGAGAUCAUUUGGUCGUUUCGAGAGCUCGACGAGGGCCCGGUGUAUCGAGAUGUGGUCUCAGCCGUCAACACAAUUGGGAAGGACUAA